CCAGAUCAUAAUCAGAUGCUUCGUUGGCCAGUAUGGAAUAAAAACAAGCUUGUGUUGAAUUGCUUUGUGAUUUCAUGCCUGGAGAGCCUUUGGCGUAUGGAGAAGUGUUUUUGUAAUUCGACCACUUCACUGAGGCAGCAUCUGCUUAUCUCUGAGUCGGGCACGCAGGUGAGGAGGAAGAAAAACCCCAAGUGUCAGAAGGAAAAAUGCCCUUUAUCUACUCAUGCCAACGGCCUCCUUGUUCCUAGCUGUCACAAAAGACAUGACAAGCCAUAUUGUGCAGGGUCCAAGGUUCAUGAGAAGCAGUUUUUGGGAAUAACAUUUCUUGGAAUCGGACUGUGGGCGUGGAAUGAAAAAGGAGUUCUGUCCAAUAUCUCCUCUAUCACCGAUCUCGGCGGCUUCGACCCGGUCUGGCUCUUCCUUGUGGUGGGAGGAGUGAUGUUCAUUUUGGGAUUCGCAGGGUGCAUUGGAGCUCUACGGGAAAACACUUUCCUUCUGAAGUUUUUUUCCGUGUUCCUGGGAAUUAUUUUCUUCCUGGAGCUCACCGCUGGGGUUCUGGCAUUCGUUUUCAAAGACUGGAUCAAAGACCAGCUGUAUUUCUUUAUAAACAACAACAUCAGAGCGUACAGGGAUGACAUUGAUUUGCAAAACCUCAUAGACUUCACCCAGGAAUAUUGGCAGUGCUGUGGGGCUUUUGGAGCUGAUGAUUGGAACCUAAAUAUUUACUUCAAUUGCACAGAUUCCAAUGCAAGUCGGGAGCGAUGCGGCGUGCCAUUCUCCUGCUGUACUAAAGACCCCGCAGAAGAUGUCAUCAACACUCAGUGUGGCUACGAUGCCAGGCAAAAACCAGAAGUUGAUCAGCAGAUUGUAAUCUACACGAAAGGCUGUGUGCCCCAGUUCGAGAAGUGGUUGCAGGACAAUUUAACCAUCGUGGCUGGUAUUUUCAUAGGCAUUGCAUUGUUACAGAUUUUUGGGAUAUGCCUAGCCCAGAAUUUGGUUAGCGAUAUCGAAGCUGUCAGGGCUAGCUGGUAGACCCCUGCAACGGCUGCUGAAGACACUGGACACACCCAGCCUUCCGAACCCUCCAGCGUGCCCACCCGAGUCCACGCUGCAUGGACCCCACUCACAGAGGCAUCCUGCAACCCACCUGAUGGAGCUGCCAAGGACUUGUUUUGGGGGGUAAAACUGGGAAAUGCUGCUUACUGACAGAAUUUUUUUUAAAUAACCAGUAUGAAAGUCAUUGCGCCGUGAAUCUCUACUGUAGCCAUGAAUUUAUGGGUGGUUGGAUACUUACCAAAAAAGAAAAAAAAAAAAAAGGGAGGGUAGGGGACCCAGAUGUACUUGAAUUUGUGGGAACCACAAUCUUGUUCUCCACUUUGGUAAUUGGAAGGCUGAGAGAGGCAGCUCUGCUUUUUGUCACACCUUGAAGGGACUGCCUUCUGCUCCAUGGCCUAAUGAAGUGCAUCUGUUCUAAAACUUGACCCCUGACCUGCAUGGGCUGGGGGCUGGCAUCCCUUUACCGUACAUUUCAAGGAACUGUUACAUCUCUCAGCCCAAGAAGAAAACAGCUUGUCUUUGGGUUCAGAUUUGGUAAUCACCGUCAGCACGUAGCUUGGUGGGCACACUUGGGCUCCUGGAGUAUCUACUUACAAGAGAAGUUGUGUUUUCCGUGUGCACUGAGCAAGGAUGUGGGACUGCUUCAUGAUGCUGGGUUUUAGCAGGACAGAUCUUUUUCCUAAGUAGGCCUGAGCUUUAUUUAUCAAUGAAAUCCAAGGAGAAUAUGAGGUUAAUGACGAGGUAUUAGUUAAAUACCCCUUCCCCCCAGCCCUCCAAAUCAGGUGCUGGAUUCUCUGGAAACUCUGGAAUACGCUGGGGUUUUGGCUUUUUUUUUUUCUUUGUCUCCCUAAAGUGAAAGCUAUGAUACAGUUUGUUAAAUUUUGAAGUGUUUUCUCACAAGCUCAACCGUUAACUUUUUUUGUGUGUAAUCUCCCCGCAUGACUUAUGAAUAUGGAUCCAAUAGCUUCUCUUUCUGCCAUCUUUCCUAGAACAUCUAUACACGUGAUUCGGUCAGCAUUUAUUUGAUAGUCUCACGGCCUCGAGAGGUGUGGUGAGUCCUCCUCGGCUGGGAAGAGACCAGCUGCGCCGUUGCAAAUGCUUCCGUAGCCUCAACAGUCUCUUAACCUGGUUUUUAUGGCCUCUCUUGCAGCGGUGCCCCCGCAACUGUCUGUUUGAAUGGAAGUGAACCUAAUCCUGAAACAGUGUCGACACAAUCAAAAAGCUUCUAAUGUCUUUUUUUUUUUCCCCUUCUGGUUUUAGUUUCCUUUUAUUAAAAAAAAAUAUAUAUAUAUACAUAUAUAUAACGCAUGAGCAGUGCUCCUUCUCUUAGUGCAAACUAACUGUCAGGAUGGUGACAAAGCACAAAUACUUUGGAAGGGAGAACAUUGGCGGGGCAAGUGUUCUGUGACAUAGUUGGGAAACUACCUCCAGGUGCUGCCACCCACCCCCUGCUCUGACUCCAGGUGGGAGGGACGAAUUUUGCCCCCAGAUUUUAAUCCAAUUUGUGUCUACCAGGAUGUCCUUCUCCUGGGGAGUAGAUAGUCUGUGGAAUGCUGGGAAAACCACAGGCAUAUUUCAUGGUGAUGACACAUUUGCCAACAGAACUGGGCAGCCAGCUAGCAUACUUUGUGGAAAUUUAGCAAGGUUUUCCAUUUCACUCUCAUGUUGCAUCGCUCUGGCUGAUGAAUGUGUCAGUCUGCUCAGAUAAAGGACAAAAAUUAUUUGAAAAUCUAGUCUCCAGAGUUUGGGUGUGUGUAUGACUCUGCAUGUGUGUAUUUUUGUGUCUCUGUAAAGUUAGAGAUGUUCAUUCCAUAUUCCAGCUGUAAGAUUAUUUUAUUUCGUCUCUGCUCCUACCACAGUUGUUCUCUGUAAUGUCAUUGCAACAUGGAGAAGACUUGAGCUCUCCAGUUGGCACCCUUGUCUUUUAUGUUUAUUACCUCAUUCUCCAGUGAACUCCAUCUGACCAGUUGAUUCAGAACCAGGCAAGAUUCCCACCCUUUGGCACAUCCAGUGAAAGGCCAAACAGCAAGUCCAAGUGAGUUUUAAAUUUUAAUGAAUCACCCUUUAUUUUUUACACUUCAGAAUGGUUGUAAUAAAGGCUGUCAUUAAUAAACUUGGUUCUACCUUA
This is a messenger RNA of Pteropus alecto (black flying fox), 3184 nucleotides long. It is a transcript of the gene TSPAN5, whose product is annotated as tetraspanin 5. Lineage: Eukaryota; Metazoa; Chordata; Mammalia; Chiroptera; Pteropodidae. The record is from RefSeq and is a predicted model, not a curated record. The coding region runs from base 16 to 1032 and encodes 338 amino acids. The transcript has 10 exons. Gene Ontology annotation, cellular component: membrane. Gene Ontology annotation, biological process: protein maturation; regulation of vascular endothelial growth factor signaling pathway; protein localization to plasma membrane.